AUGGUUGCCGAAGCCACUGCCAUCACUGAACUUCAAAAAAAGGCUCUUCGUAAAGCAGCUUCUGAGACACCUUUUUUGGUUUAUGAGUUAAAAAAUGAAAUUCCCUCUUUUGAGGAAUUUAUGCGGAGUUAUGAGCAUGAUGCUAAUUUGAAUUAUGAUGAUUUAAAUAGUGGUGAUAUCAGUGAAGUUAAAGGAUAUGGACCUUGUAAGAAUUCUAGUUGUGAUUGUUAUUGUUCUGCUAGUGAGUGCAUUUGCAAUAAUUACUCCGAUUAUGGUCAUGGAGGGCAUAGUAAAAAGUCAGUAAAAAUUACCGAGAAAACUAGAAUAAGGGGGUUUCAACACUUAAUUCAUACUGAUGGAGAUGUUUCAGUUAGUGUUGAUAGUAGUCUUGAAGCACAUAGCAUUAGAAGUUCAGCAGGAGUAAAUGCAGGAUUGGGCGGUGUAAUAGCCAGUGGAGGUGCUAGUUAUUCAUUGCUUAGAACAGAUGGUCCCAAUAGAGGUGACGAAGCUAGAGUUUUAAGUGGCACUAUUGGAGGUGAAGCUGGAGUUGGCCCGGGAGGUGCUACGCUUGGAUAUACAUUGGCUGCGGAUGUGGUAGGUCUUUUAGUUGCUUUACUUUUAAAAACAGAGUUUAUUCGUCCUCCUUGUCGAUACUGUGUAUCGCCAAAAACAAAGAAAAAAGAAAACUCCGGAGAAAGUGAAAAGGUAAUCAAAAAACCAAAGAGCCCGACCGAGUAUCCCCCAGGUAAAAAUCCUGCUGAAAGUGAACAAUUUAGUAGGAAAAACUUAUUAAGCAAGGAUAAUAUGAAUGAGUUAGAAAAGUUAUUAAUCCCUGAGGGAAGCCCGAAAAGAAAAAGAAAGAUAUUAACUGAUCCGGAAAGAAUAUUUGCGAAAUGUCACACUUGUCAAGAACCCGGUAAUUUAGAUAAUAUGUUGCGAAAACCAACUCCCACCAAAGAUUUAAGAGGGGUGGAAUUCGAAGAAUUAGACAAAUUAAGAGAGAGAAUUGAAGAACUUAAGAAAAAGGUUAAAAGCAAUCCAAACAGCCUAGACAAAAUUACUGACAAAAUAAACGAAAACCUAGUCGAGAUAUUCAAGUACUUAGAAGCUAGCGAAGAAAUUAUUCAACGAGAAGCCACCGAACAUCCCAAAAUUUCAAAUUCGGUUGCUGAUUUGACCAAAAGCAUAACUGAUUUAGAGGACUAUUUAAACGAUUUAGAAAUAAAAUACCAAGCAUUAGAAGAGAAAACCAAAAAUGCAAAAAUUGCUUACGGAGUAGGUGGAACUAUCGGAGGAGUAGUUGGGGCGUAUAAAGAUUUAAUGCCCAAGCAAGCCAAAAAGCAUGAGAUAUUAGGGGGAAUUAAAGUUACCGAAAGAAAACGAGCAGAAAGAUUAAGAAAAAAGCAAGAGAAGUUUGGAGAGAAAGCCGAGUUAAGAGGUUAUAAAAGCUAUGGUAAAAUUCAAAUCAAAAAGACUGCGAUUAUUUGUCCUAAUUGUGGGAAAGUUGAGACUGAUUUAAGGAAAUAUUUUGAUGAAAAAGGAGAAUUAAUUGAAAAAACUUGUGAAAUAUUUACUUUGGAUAAUAAGGAAGUUUUGGUAGAAGUAGUUUGCCAUGAGUUAGCCCAUGCUUUUUUAACUGAUAUUGACCCCAAAAGCCAAGAGAUAGAUGGAGGACAUGGAAAAAAACACGAUGAAUAUACUGAGAAGUUAAGGAAUUUAUUGGUUGCCAAGAUAGAUAUAGGGAAAAUUUCUUUACUUUUACAAGAGCAUUCUACUUCUAAAACUUUAAGGGAAAUUGUCAAGUAUAGCAAAAGGGCAUUAGACAGUAAUGACGAUAAAAAAGUAUUUAAAUUAGGAACUGAUUUGGCUUAUGAACUAGAUAUACUUGUCAAUAAAACCGGCUAUGUCAAGGACGAAACAGAAAAAAAGUUUUGGUUAGAGAUAUCUAGAGAAUUAUUCGAGAAUACAAUUGGACAAAAAAAUUACCUUUUAACUCCGUUAGACGAGAUAUUUAAAAACUCUUUAAGUGGUGGACGUGAAAAUCCUUACAUAGCUUUAAGAAUAGAUAAUAAGAACUUGUUUUUUUUAAAGAACAGACCCACCGAACCUUAUUAUUUGGAAAAACAAAAAGACUAUUUAUUCUCACAUUUGUUGAAAACGGAAAUAUUAAGCAAGUGGGAUAACCCAGCUAAGUUAGUGGCAGAACCCAAGAAUAGAAGUUUAGUCGCCUUGGCUUUUACCCAUGAGAUAGUAUUGGGAAAAGUUGAUGUUCCUUUACUAGAUUUAGACCCGAACAAGAAAGAUAAGGACGGCAAUUAUAAGAUUAAGCAGGAAAAUAUUUAUCACCAAGACACAGGAGAAAAAAUUGGUGAUUUGUUAAGUCAAGGUGAUUUAGUGGCUUUGCCGGUUGGUUCAGAUAAAAAUAGACAAAAAAGUUUGCUUGCUGGGGAUAUUGAGGAAAAAGUGGAAGAGUUAUUGAACGGGGUUUAUUUGAGUUUGAAUGAAACUACUAUUCAGAAACCAAGGAAUAGAAAAAUGCCAGUGAUUAGGGAAUAUUCCACAAAAAAACAGGUGGAGAAUACCGGAAAUCAGAAAAGAAGUGUUGUAGAAGCCAUGAAUGAUUACCAAAGAGAAUGGGCUUUUAAUGAUUUGGAGAUUGGAAACACAUUAAAUGUCUGUUUAGUUCAGGGUUAUAAGCAUCAGUUUUUAACCAUUACCAACGAAAAAGGUGGCACCGGCAAAUCUACUAUUGCCUUUAAUAACUGUAAAUUAGAAGGUCGUCAAGUUUCCACCGACCCCGCUACUUACCAAAUCAUUGACACCGCAGGAAGUUCAGAACAACGCCAAGGUUUAGUUGAAUUAAAAGAAAUCAUUACUGAGGAAAAGCAAGGAAAGAUUGCUCCAACUUUAUCUAAUCGUCCCGCUCUUUAUGGAACUCUUUUAAAUGGCAGUAAAGAUAACUUCUUUGCUCGGAAAGAGCCGAAUUUACCUCAGCAGUCUUUUAAAGCCAAAUUUACCGGAAUUCAAGCUAAAGUAUAUUUUCGCUGUGAUACCUUUUUAUUGGAGAAAGUUAAAAAUACCUUAACUAGUCAGCAUUUAGCCGGUAAUUAUGAAUAUCCUAAUCUCAGUAAUUUUUUUCGUUUGGCUCUCCAUGCUUACCAGAAUGGAAUGCCUUUAACUUACCAACGAGAGUUAAAUAAUCCUAAAAAGGAGAUAUCUUUUCGUCUCACGGAAGAACUAAUGACUUUUUAUAAUUCGUUGCCGUUGAGUUCGAGAACGGAAAUAAUGGAACGGGCUUUGGGGAAGGAAAAAAAUCUUGCUUCUCAAGAGGAAGUUGUUAAGGUAUUAGCAAAAUUUCAGCUUGCUUUCGAUUGUCCUCAUUGUCAUAAGGAAAUCAAUGAGGAACAUUUUAAUAAGGGAGAGAGAAAUUUUCAACUUAUCAGUGAAAAAGUAAGAAAAUUGGUAGAAAACGAAGUUUAUUCUCAGAGGAUUUUAUAUAGAAAUCAGUGUCUAGAAGAAAUAGAACAAACUAAAAAGUAUGAAGAAUUUGCUGGUUUUUUAAAGUUAAAGUUUGAAAGCGAGAAACAGGUUAAACUAAUUGAAAAACUACAAAACCAGUUCCAAGAGCAAGAGAAAAAGUCUAUCUUGGAAUUAGCCAAAAAGACUGAAGAAAUUAAAAAUAAGUAUUCACUCGAAAAAGAUAAUUUAAAAAAAACUGUUGAAGAAUUAAAUAUCAAAUUGUCGGGGGUUUAUUCUUCGGACAAA
Molecule: messenger RNA, 3765 nt
Organism: Funneliformis geosporum
Lineage: Eukaryota; Fungi; Glomeromycota; Glomeromycetes; Glomerales; Glomeraceae
Source: the annotation of a GenBank genome assembly